UCGCCGCGUGCCCUCCAUGAAGAUGAAGGCAGCGAGUCGCGAGGAGCCGAAAGGACGGCCCAUGAACCCCGUGCGCUUCAUGCAGCUGGCACUGUCCGUCACCAUGUUCCUCUCCGUGUCGUAUAUGUGGCAGUUCACAGCAGAGACCGUCGUGUCCCCCGCCUCAGACGAGAUCGAGGCCGCAAAUGCUAAAGAUGCAGCCGCCAAGCUCCUUCGAGCUGCUGAUGCUGCUCUGGCAGUGCAGAGAGACCGCUCUCACGCGCACACGCAGUACGUGGUGCGGGGUUUCGAGGAGGCGCACAAGUUUGUCCGAGAGUACGAUGUGGAGAGCAUGGGGCCGUUGUUCAUGCUGUUUUUGAGCGACACAGACGCCAACGGCACGUACUGGUUCCACCCUUGUCAGAUGGUAAAAGAUGCAGUGCACAAAGGGUUUAAACGUGCACCAAGACGAUCGAGACUAUUGGAGAUACAGGUGGGGCCGGAAAAAUACUGGAACGACCUCAUGAACCCGUUCCGACAGAACCAGCUUUUCUAUAUCGACUAUCUGCCGACGCUUAUGCGAUAUGAUGGUGGUGGCAACACGUCGGCAUUGCUUGCUGGCCCUAAUUGUCUGAAUCAAGACCUACUUGACGUCGUGUUCAGCGUGAACAAACCGGCGGCUGGAGUGCCGCACACCAACCGCAUCAUGCACUUUAACACCAUGAAGCAGGUCCUGGACUUCCUCACCUUCUACGACUACAGCUUUCCGCUCUUCAUGUUCUUCGUAUCAGGUGUACACUCUUUCAACAAUCGACUGUGGUGUCCGUUCUGUGAUAAGGCGGAGGUACCAGUCAUGCAUUACUAUAACUACACCGCACCAGACAACGCUGUGCUGCUGCGUAUUGUGGUUGCCCGUGAGCCUCGUCAAUGGUUUGAUGAAGAUAACGACUUUGUCGGCAAGGAGUUUAGCGAAAAGGUCGUCGAGUUCGACGGUGUGCCGUAUCUAGGCUUUGUGUAUCGAAACCAGACCAGCAACAAGAUCAAGCUGAGGGAGUUCACGCAUGGCAUGGACCAGCACGAAAAACUGCAGGAAUUCUUCCGUCAGAAGCCUCCAGGUGCUGCUGUUGUCCCUACCGCAUAA
Phytophthora infestans T30-4 is the source of this 1120-nucleotide messenger RNA. RefSeq lists its product as uncharacterized. Gene Ontology annotation, cellular component: cytosol. NCBI's taxonomy places the organism in Eukaryota, Oomycota, Peronosporomycetes, Peronosporales, Peronosporaceae. Gene Ontology annotation, molecular function: protein-disulfide reductase [NAD(P)H] activity. The transcript has a single exon. The coding region runs from base 17 to 1120 and encodes 367 amino acids. The record is from RefSeq and is a predicted model, not a curated record.